Molecule: messenger RNA, 1332 nt
Organism: Opisthocomus hoazin
Lineage: Eukaryota; Metazoa; Chordata; Aves; Opisthocomiformes; Opisthocomidae
Source: RefSeq, a predicted model, not a curated record
AUGAGGUCAAUCACGUUCUACGAUGGGUGGACGAGCGAGACGGAGGAGGACAGUUCCCAGGAGGAGGACGGAGACCUGCGCGGUGGGCCGGCGAGGAAGCCCAAAGGUGGCAUCUCCCUGGGCUUCGAGCACCCCAAGAACCACUCGGGAAGGAGAUCGGCAUCUUCCGGCCACGAUGGGAGGAAACCCAACGCCAAGAGCCCCUCAGGGCUGCACAAGCACGCCUGCGGCACGUGCGGGAAGAACUUCAGCCGCGGGUCGUCCCUCACCCGGCACCGGAGGGUCCACCUCGGGGAGAAACCCUUCUCCUGCUGCAACUGCGGGAGGACCUUCGCCUGCAGCGCCACGCUCAAGGACCACCAGAAGACCCGCUGCCAGCGGAGACCCUACAAGUGCCCCAGCUGCGAGAAGCGCUUCGCUUCCACCAGUUCCCUCCGGAAACAUCGCAAGGUCCACCUGGAGAACGGCGCCCACCGGUGCUCCGACUGCGGGAAGACCCUGACCUCCAACUCGGCUCUGGUCACCCACCGGCGCAUCCACACCGGGGAGAGGCCCUACCAGUGCCCCGACUGCGGGAAGAGCUUCAUGGCCAACAAGUCCCUCAACAAGCACCGCAAGAGCCACGCGGAAGGCGCGGUCUUCGUCUGCCCGGACUGCGGGAAGACCCUCACCUCCAAGGCCGCCCUCAUCAUCCACCAGCGCAUCCACACCGGGGAGAGGCCCUACCAGUGCCCCGACUGCGAGAAGAGCUUCAUCGCCAACAAGUCCCUCAGCAAGCACCGCAAGACUCAUAUGGAGGAGGGGACCUACAAGUGUCCCGAGUGCGGGGAGGUCUUCCUGAAGAACUCGGACUUUGUCGCCCACCUCAGGACCCACCGUGGUCAGCCCCCGUACCCCUGCUCCGACUGCGGGGAAACCUUCUUCAGAAGUUCCUCGUUUAGGCGACACCGGAAGAAGCACUUGGUGGAGAAGCCCCACCAGUGCUCCGACUGCGGGCUGGGCUUCACCGGCCACUCCGCCCUCCUCCUCCACCAGAAGACCCACGUAGGACCCAGGCCCUACGUCUGCUCCGACUGCGGGAAAGCUUUCCGGGAGAACACCACGCUCCGUAGACACCAGCGGAUCCACACGGGUGAGAAGCCCUACAGCUGCUCGUACUGCGAGAAGAGCUUCCGGGCCAGCUCCACCCUCAUCAUCCACCGCCGGAUCCACACCGGGGAGAAGCCCUACCAGUGCACCAAGUGCCCCAAGUGCUUCAUGUCCAGCUCCUCCCUCAUGAAGCACCUGCGGACGCAUCUCCGCAAGGAGCUGCGGGGGGGUCCCAAGCCGUGA